Molecule: messenger RNA, 594 nt
Organism: Phytophthora infestans T30-4
Lineage: Eukaryota; Oomycota; Peronosporomycetes; Peronosporales; Peronosporaceae
Exons: 1
Coding region: 1-594 (197 amino acids)
Source: RefSeq, a predicted model, not a curated record
AUGCAGGUUUCCCGCUUUGCCGUCGCUUGCCCACUGGCCAUCAGUGCCGCCUGCGCGCAGGACACGCUCAUUUUAGCGUCGACAAGCGCCUCCGCAUCCGCAAGUGCCGUGAGCUCGGGCUCGGGCUCAAACGUCAAUGACAACGUUGACAACUCGGACGUCCUCCUAUCCAGCAACGCCGCCAGCGCUGCCUCCACAGGCGACACUUCGUUCGACAGCAGCACGGGUAGCACAGUCGACGCCGGCAGUGCGUCAAGCGACAUCUCCCUUGGCAACUCGUUCGCCGGCAGUGCCGGGUCUGGAGAUGACACCAAUGUCGGUUCGGUGGACUCGGCCAACACUACGGUCGGCAGCUCCAGCUUGGACACCGAGGCGACUAUUACUAGCACCUCGGCUUCUGCCGAUAGUGUCACUCAGUCGUCAGCCACGUCCACGAGCUCCAGCUCGGACAGUGACUCGAAGUCGUCGUCAUCGGAAUCAGCUUCCUCGGAAUCGGCAUCUUCGUCCUCCGGCUCUAGUAGCGCUUCGUCGAUUGCCGCCUCGUUCAGCGUCGCUGUGACCAGUGUCCUCGUUGCUGGCGCUUACUUCAUGUAG